Solea senegalensis (Senegalese sole) is the source of this 2371-nucleotide messenger RNA. RefSeq names its product amidohydrolase domain containing 1 (gene amdhd1). Lineage: Eukaryota; Metazoa; Chordata; Actinopteri; Pleuronectiformes; Soleidae. The transcript is spliced from 9 exons. The record is from RefSeq and is a predicted model, not a curated record. Bases 716 to 2014 code for a protein of 432 amino acids. Gene Ontology annotation, molecular function: imidazolonepropionase activity. Gene Ontology annotation, cellular component: cytoplasm.
GGUCCAGUUGCAACUGACUCUGUUUUAAAAUAUAAUGUAAAAUUUUACUUUCAGAUUUUUCUAUCCUCACAAAAUAGAUUUUUUUUCACUUAUUUCUCAUUGUAUUUAUUUUUUAUUCCACUACUAAACGUGUGACAUGCAUAUUUAAACAAUUUAGUGACACUUUUAAUGUGAUAUAAAAGGGUAUUUGUGUACAUUUCCAGUUCAACUAUAAAAGCGAGUCUGAAAACACUGUAAAAACACAAAUUGUUGCUAGUAAACAAGAGACACAGUGGCUGUUUUCUGUAUAGGUUCUUAAUGUGUUUUUAUAGUGUUUUCAGUCUAAAGCGAUGCUAUUUGGAUAAUAAGUGACUAUUAACUGCCUGUGUUCAUUUAAAAAAUGCUCACUGAACACUAGUCUGAAAACACUAGUAAGACACUUCAGUAAUUACAAAUGUUUUUACAGUGUUUUCAGGCUUAAGUGACACAUCUUGGAUAUUAAGUGUAAAAUAUUGAUAUAAAUUUGUGUUAAAAUUUAAAUGAGCCCUUUGGACGUACAUAGUUAAUAGUUAAGUGAUUUGUCUGUGACAGAAGCUCUGCCCUCUCUCUCUCUCUCUCUCUCUGUACUUUAAACUCUGCUCUCUUUAACAAAUAUUUGACUUUGUUCAAAAACACUCGCUCACUCACUCUGACAGUGUAGUUUCCGCUGCUGUGAGUGAGUGAAAUAAAAAUAAAGAUGUCCAGCAGUAACAGACUCCUAGUGAAAAAUGCUCAGCAGGUGGUUUUAAUCUGCAGCGGCGGACAGAAAUAUCUGACCGGACACGAGCUACAGAGUCUGAGUGUGAUUGAAAACGGCAGCGUCGUCAUCGGAGGUGAUGGGCUGAUCAAAGCUGUGGGACCUGCAGAAACCAUCGCAGCUCGGUUUUCCGAGGCAACGUUCGACAAAGUCAUCGACGCGUCGGGAAUGUGCGUCCUGCCCGGUUUGGUCGACGCCCACACUCAUCCAGUCUGGGCUGGAGACAGAGUGCACGAGUUUGCAAUGAAGCUGGCAGGAGCUUCCUACAUGGACGUCCACCGCGCCGGCGGCGGCAUCCACUUCACCGUGGAGCACACCCGAGCGGCGGCGGCCUCCGACCUCCUGACCUCUCUGAAGAGCCGGCUGGUGAGGAUGCAGCGUGCGGGGACGACGCUGGUGGAGUGCAAGAGCGGCUACGGCCUGGAGCUGCACGCCGAGCUCAAGAUGCUGCAGGUGAUCGAGGAGGCCGGACGCAGUCUGCCCAUCAACAUCUCCUCCACCUUCUGUGGAGCACACGCGGUGCCCAGAGGGAAGACGGAGGCAGAAGCUACAGAGGACGUCCUGCAGGUCCAGCUGCCGCUGCUGAAGGAGCAAAUGUCCGCCGGGAACCUGAAGGUGGACAACAUCGACGUGUUCUGCGAGCGCGGCGUGUUCGACGUCGCAUCCACUCGCUCCAUCCUGCGGGCGGGGAAAGACAUGGGCCUCAACAUCAACUUCCACGGCGACGAGCUUCACCCGAUGAACGCCGCGCAGUUGGGAGCAGAGCUUGGAGCUUUAGCCGUCAGUCACCUGGAGGAAGUGAGCGACGAAGGAAUCGCUGCCAUGGCCGAAGCAAAGACCGCCGCAGUUCUUUUGCCCACGACGGCUUACAUCCUCAGGCUGCCUCAGCCUCGGGCCAGAGACAUGUUGGAGGCCGGAGUGAUCGUCGCCCUCGGCAGUGACUUCAACCCCAACGCUUACUGCUGCUCCAUGCCGAUCGUGAUGCACCUGGCUUGCGUCAACAUGAAGAUGUCCAUGACUGAAGCUUUGGCCGCCGCCACCAUCAACGCCGCCUACGCCCUCGGCCGCUCGCACACACACGGCUCGCUGGAGGUCGACAAACACGGCGACCUGCUGCUCCUCAACGCCACACGGUGGGAACAUCUCAUCUACCAGCUGGGUGGACACCAGGAGCUCGUCCGCUACGUCGUCGUCAAGGGCAACGUGGUCUACGACAACGACAAGACUCUGGACUUGUAAUCGCACACACGUGAAAGUCCUGCCGACUGAUUUUUCUUUUUUAAAUCAGAAGGUAAAAAAAAAAAAACAAUCAAUACGGAGAUGAUUUCCAUCCCAGUCCCUACUUGAAUGUGUAUUUAUGUAAAGACUCAAAGGGAAACAUGACUUUAAUUAAAAUGACAGGUGACAAGUAGCCGCACAGAACAAAAACAGUGAAUUAAUUGACUUGACUGUGAUGUGUUUUAAAUACUUCAAAAACAGGGUUAGCAUGUACAAGUGUUUUAUACUGAGGUCAAUGAAUCAGAGUUACUGUAUCGACAACGUUCACCAACGUUGAUGUUUUUCAUAUUAAAGUAAAAUAAAAUAAUUUCUCUUGAA